This is a messenger RNA of Maniola jurtina (meadow brown), 1683 nucleotides long. RefSeq lists its product as uncharacterized. The transcript has 2 exons. Gene Ontology annotation, molecular function: DNA binding. The coding region runs from base 165 to 998 and encodes 277 amino acids. Lineage: Eukaryota; Metazoa; Arthropoda; Insecta; Lepidoptera; Nymphalidae. Gene Ontology annotation, cellular component: nucleus; transcription regulator complex. Gene Ontology annotation, biological process: regulation of transcription by RNA polymerase II. The record is from RefSeq and is a predicted model, not a curated record.
AUGGCGGGCGCAAUGUAACGUAGGUCAACAUUCUCUGUGGCAACAAGAUGGCGUGGAGAACGGUGUUUGACACCGUAACGUCAAAUAGCGUUGCCGUCAUUUGCGUCCGCCAUCUUUACGUCGCUGGUUAGUUUUGUGAGUUGUUUUUUCAAUAACGUUGCAAAAUGAGUCAUAUCUGGAGCAUGGGAGAUGAUGAAAUCUUAAUAAAUUUUGUUAAGAUUCAUGAGCCAAUUUAUAACAUCAAAUGCAAAGAUUAUAGGAACAACCAGUUGAAACAAAAAUUGUGGAGUAAUAUCGGGGAGAUUCUUAAUAAAACAGAUUCUGAUUGCUCCAAAAGAUGGUGUUAUGUAAGAGAUUAUUAUAUUCGACGUAAAGGAAAACCUGGUAUUGGUUCAAGUGGAGAAGCAGCGAGAAGGAGAGCUAAUCUCCUAUCAUUCUUGGACGGACUCUCCUCGUCACAAAAAAACAGUAUGACUAAUGUUGUUGAUCAUGAGAACCAAGGGGAUGGGAGUGAAAUUAUGAGAAAUACUCAGGAUAAUAGUGAAGGAACACAAUGCAGAAAUCUGAGACUGCAAGAAAUAACGAUUGAUAAUAAUAAAAAUAACGACAAACAAGAUAAUACUGACACUGAUGAUACCAAUGCUGACUGCAAUCGUGAUAGUAAAAUUAAGAUUGCCAAGAAACGAAAAUAUACUUUUAACGCUCAGGAACGCUUGAAUUUUUAUAAGAGAAUAGCUCAGCGAAAACCUACUCUAGAUGAAUUAGAUGAAAAUGAUCUCUUCUUCAGUUCCAUGGCAAAAAUUGUAAAAAAGCUUCCUAGGUCUGAACAAGCUUAUUUAAGGAUGCAAAUUGGAUCAAUAGUUGGUAACGCUGAAUUGCGCCAUAUUUCAAACGAAUUGCCUCAAAGCAGAGAGUAUCCACAAGAUCCACUUACGAAUGCUAAUGAUUCAGAAAUUAAAGUACCUACAAGUAGUAUUAACGCCGGGGAUUUUGAUUAACGGCAAUUCUUUAGCCAAGACCUAUAAUCGUCAUAGAUGAUUAAGAAAAAGUAUUUUCCAUUUCGAAGUCUACUUUUUUUAUAAUUGCGAGCAAGCGUGCAGGCGGGUCACCUGAUGUUAAGUGAUUACCGCCGGCCAUGAACAUUUGCAGCACCGGUGGUACCGCCGAUGCGUUGCGGCCUUUCAAGAAUUUGUUGAUAUACCGCUUGAGUAACCCCGUGUUGUAAUCUAGUGACACCGCCGAAGAGGUUUUUAAAGGAGGAGGAGUGAAAAACAAAAAGUCAUUAAAGUGCGAUUUCUUUUAUUCCAUCUGUAUAGCUUCAUUUUUACAGAUACCUACUUCAUUCACAUAAAUAUUAAAAUACAAUGUAAAAUUUUGCUCUGACUAUUAAUUUUCUUGGUAGGUAACAUAAAAAAAAAGAAUUUCAUUUUGAGCAAUAGUUUUUUCAACUUUGUAUAAUAUAAGCUUCACAUUGACUUUAUACUUUAUUAUAAUUAGGUACAUACAUAUUAUAGUAAGAGAUCUAAUGAGAACAAUUAUUUCACAUCUAUAGAGAACGGAGAAAAUACCAUAGAGAUUAGGUAUUAAUUUUUUUUAAUGAGUCUUCUAAGAUUUCUAAGACAUCCAAAAAUGAAAACAGGGUUUGUAUUGUGGUCGUACAAGUAUUCGGCGGUAAUAUAUUAU